Molecule: messenger RNA, 366 nt
Organism: Mercurialis annua (annual mercury)
Lineage: Eukaryota; Viridiplantae; Streptophyta; Magnoliopsida; Malpighiales; Euphorbiaceae
Exons: 2
Coding region: 1-366 (121 amino acids)
Source: RefSeq, a predicted model, not a curated record
AUGGCAUUUGUUAUUUCAAUUCUUGAGGAAAUUAGUGGGGUUGAAGCACUUGGAAAGGCAGCAAAAAUUGUCAAGGGCAUGAAGAUUCAUGGAUUUCUUCAAAAUCUUAUAUUUAUAGUAAUAAUUGGUGCUUUGAUUCGAGGAAUAUGGUUUAUUAAGCCUGGACAAGCUGAGGGAAUUGAAAUGAUUAUUGGGUUACUUGUUAUAAAUUCUACAAAUCUUGUUAGAAUGGUAUUUUUGGUGAUGUAUACUAUGUUUUACUUGCAAUGCAAGAAAAACCAUGGAGAAGAAGUUAAAAUAUUGCAAGAUAGUGUGGAGUAUACUAAUCUACUUACUACAUCACUAGUUGAUGAAGAUAUUGUAUAA